AUGUCGAGCAGGAAGGCGUACGCCCGGUCCGCUCCCGAUGAAGCCUCGGGACACGAGCCCGAGCCCGAGAUCACCUUUCCAACCGGAGCCGCUGAGCGACCCGACCACGACGACGCCUUGGUGAUAUCGGCCAGGGUAGCCAAUGCGCAAAUGAGGAGAAUCAUGGUCGACACGGGGAGCUCGGCCGACAUACUCUACUUCGGCGCCUUCCAGAAGCUAGGCCUGGCCAGGGAAAAUUUAAGCCCGAUCUGCUCGGCGCUCACCGGUUUCACGGGAGAUUCAAUAUCGCCCUUGGGAUCCAUUACCUUGCCUCUGACUGUGGGGACCCCGCCGAGAUCGAAGAUCGUAAUGACCACUUUCCUGGUGGUCGACCUUCCCACCGCUUACAAUGCCAUACUCGGUCGAUAG
Musa acuminata subsp. malaccensis (wild Malaysian banana) is the source of this 408-nucleotide messenger RNA. The record is from RefSeq and is a predicted model, not a curated record. NCBI's taxonomy places the organism in Eukaryota, Viridiplantae, Streptophyta, Magnoliopsida, Zingiberales, Musaceae.